CCUUCUUCUCCACUUUUUCCGCAUGCACAUCAGCCUCAGUUCCCCACGCCUGCUGCGUACAUAGGCUUCAUCAGCAUAAGAAUUACCCCUCCGCUCCUUAUAGUGGGUCUAUUCAGACUCAUUACACCCCACUGUACUCUCGUCGACAGAGAGCGUUUUUGGACUUUUCAAUAUAUACAGACGAUUCUCUCGGAAUGUCGAUUAAGAAAGAGAAAGACGCAAGCCCACCGCACAAUCAUCCAUGAUGACACAAAUACAAACCUCCAAAAUGCAGGAAUGCAGGAAUCAAAGGUCGACGUGCUAAUUAUUGGCGCAGGGCCUGCUGGGUACAUGGCCGCAAGCUGGUUUGCGCGGAUUGGUAUCAAUGCUCGAAUUAUUGAUAAGAGAUCGACCAAGAUCUUCGUGGGGCAGGCUGAUGGACUGCAGCCCCGCGUUCUGGAAGUUUUCCAAUCCUUUGGUUUUGGUGACCGCCCAUUGAAAGACGCAAGUAUUGGAUAUGAGGCAUGUUUUUAUGAGCCCGAUGCGAAUGGCAAAAUACACCGCGUCGGUCGAAAACCGGAAGGAGUCGUCGGCAUCUCGCGCUUCCACGGCAGUGUAAUUCACCAAGGCCGUAUCGAAACCUGGUUGACCGACUUCAUCGAUGAGUGGAGCAAUGGUAAGAUGAAAGUUGAGCGGCCCAUCCUGCCUGAAACCCUCGAGAUUGAUGAAAGCCAAAUUUCCAACCCCGACGCAUACCCCGUGACCGUUGGGGUCAAGAAGUUGGCUGACAACGACGCCGAACCCGAGCAGUACGGCUCAAAGAUCGAAAAUGGUCUGUUUCGCCAAUUCGAUUGGGACCAGGAUCGUAAUGGCGCAGUGCCUGCGGAAAGCCGCGAGAUCAUCCAUGCAAAAUAUGUCCUCGGUUGCGACGGUGCCCACUCAUGGGUGCGUAGCCAGAUUGGGAUCAAUGUCGAGGGUGAGACCACUGACUACGUCUGGGGUGUCCUUGACAUUGUCCCCAUUACGGACUUUCCAGACAUUCGCAAGCGUUGCUCAAUCCACUCUGCGUCGGACGGUAGCAUCAUGGUGAUUCCGCGCGAGGCAGGGCUUGUGCGACUGUACAUCCAGCUCAAGAAGACGGAGCACAUACCUGAGACUAGAAGCGCAGAGGAGCGCGAGAAUGACCAGAAGCAGGGCAAGACAGCUGGACCGCGCGUCGACCGCAGCAAGAUCACCCCAGAGGCAAUUCUCGAAACGGCGCGGAAAAUUUUCGCACCAUAUACACUCGAUGUUGCCGAGACGCAAUGGUUUACUGCGUACCAGAUUGGACAGCGUGUUGCGGCUAAGUUCCAGAAGUUGGAGCGUGUGUUCAUCGCAGGUGAUGCGUGCCACACGCAUUCACCCAAGGCCGGGCAGGGCAUGAAUGUCUCCAUGAUGGACACUUAUAACCUAGCAUGGAAGAUUGGGCAUGUGCUCAAUGGACUAGCGAAGCCGGACAUCCUCUCGACUUAUGAACAGGAGCGCAGAAAAGUGGCUCAGGAUCUGAUUGAGUAUGAUUUUAAGUUGUCGCGGCUCUUUUCCGGAAAGCCGGGUGAGAUCUCGACGGACGCAUUCCGCGAGGUCAUCGACAAUGGUGCUGCGUUUGCAACAGGGUGUUCAGUCAACUACGAUGGUUCCAUCAUCAUCAACAAGCCCGAAGGCACCGACUCCACUAUCCCCUAUAAUAGCCCCCUUGCAAAGAACGUGCCCAUCGGUAUGCGCUUCGCCGACGCAAAAGUCGUCUCCCAAUGUGAUGGACGACCCUGGUACCUCAACGACCGUAUCCCAUCAGAUGGCCGCUGGAGAAUCAUCCUUUUCCCUAGCGAUUUCAAGACCAAUGUGUCGCUCAACAAUCAGUUGCUCGAUAUCGGCGCCUAUCUUGAAUCAAGCGAUAGCUUUAUCAAACGCUAUACCCCACCCACUGAAAAGAUCGAUUCCAUCAUCGAGGUCCUGCUUGUGCACGCCAGCAGCAUAGACGUCGUGGAGUGGGACGACUUCCCGCAUGCGUUCCGGCCGCGAUAUCAGGACAGGAGGAUGGAUUACUGGAAGAUCUAUGCGGAUAGCGAGUCAUUGCGUGAGAUCUCUGGACAAGCAUAUGAAAAGUACGGUAUCGAUCGGAAGGUAGGAGCACUUUUGGUGUUGCGACCUGAUGGGUAUGUGGCGAGUGUAACAGCGCCGAAUACGGAGGGGGUUUCGCAGGUUGCGGCAUUCUUCGAUCGUUUUCUUAUUCCGUUGUGAGGGCGUCGUAAAGGGUUAUGAGAUGUACCUACACAAUAAAUUAGAACUUAUGAACGCG
Molecule: messenger RNA, 2314 nt
Organism: Mollisia scopiformis
Lineage: Eukaryota; Fungi; Ascomycota; Leotiomycetes; Helotiales; Mollisiaceae
Exons: 5
Coding region: 277-2256 (659 amino acids)
Molecular function (GO): FAD binding
Source: RefSeq, a predicted model, not a curated record